Messenger RNA from Drosophila hydei, 812 nucleotides. RefSeq lists its product as uncharacterized. The record is from RefSeq and is a predicted model, not a curated record. Bases 69 to 812 code for a protein of 247 amino acids. NCBI's taxonomy places the organism in Eukaryota, Metazoa, Arthropoda, Insecta, Diptera, Drosophilidae. The transcript is spliced from 4 exons.
AUCCAAGAUUUUUAAUGAAACGGCCACCUUUCUUUUCAACUGUGUAACUGUCGCUUUUCCAGUGCAAAAUGUUCACGCACAAAACCAAAAAAAUCAACAACUUAUCCACCAAUACUCAGAAAAAAUUCAAAGCUGAGCUAAAGGCAAACGGGAAUUUGCUUUGCAAUCGAAGCUUCGAAACUGCUUCUGGACUGUUGCGAAAAACUGGAAGCCAGUUAAAACAAACCAAAUUGACUCUCUGCCAGAAAGAUAAUAAGCUUAUAUUUUCUGGAUUUGUCGAAGAACCUAUUAAAAUUAAGCCCAAACACGAGUUUGUCUAUAAGCCGGCACCAAAAGGGCUCAACGAAUCUUUCUGCUGUGCACAAACCGAAAUAACUGUAAUGCCCAAAGUUGAGUUGCUUGCCGCGUUGCCAACUUCACCGAUGUCAAAGCCUGGGCGUAAUUUAGUGAGCUUAGUCGGGCGUGUGGACUUCUGCAUUAAAAUGCAUCGAAUGCAGCCACAUUUGAAUGCACUCUGGAAUGUCUAUGGUCAGCUUUUACGAAUAAUUGCGGGUAAGCGAGGCGAACAGACUUUGCUCUUGCGCAACGAGAGUAAAGGACCGAUUUUGCAGGCUAUUUUCUAUGAUUUCGAUGGUGAACUGAAAGCGUUGACUAAUGGUUGUUAUGUUAAUGUAGUGGGCCGCUUUAUAGGUGAGAAUCGUUUGAAUACCUUCAGUGUUUCACAGGUAAGUCUCGCCGAUUGGCAGCAGAAUUUCACGCGCUUGCAGAAUGUUAAUUCAUAUAUAUUAAUGCAAAAUUCAAACAGUAAAUAG